Messenger RNA from Brassica oleracea var. oleracea, 680 nucleotides. Its product is annotated as protein yippee-like At4g27745. The record is from RefSeq and is a predicted model, not a curated record. NCBI's taxonomy places the organism in Eukaryota, Viridiplantae, Streptophyta, Magnoliopsida, Brassicales, Brassicaceae. The transcript has 4 exons. Bases 202 to 525 code for a protein of 107 amino acids.
UUCAUUUUCCAGUGAUAAAAGCAAAACCCAAAGGCAAGAACUGCUUGAUCAGAUCAGAGAGAACAAUAAAGAUCAAAACUUUCAUCCGAGUCCUUUUAAACCCUAACAUUGGAGUUUGGUGAACUUACAGAUUCCAGAAAGGUGAGAACUUGCUUGAUCUAUCUGGAGCAGUUGACCAACGCACUGAAAGUGUUUGAGAAAAUGGCUCAGUCAAUUGGUCCAAGGCUGUAUAGUUGCUGCAACUGCAGGAAUCAUGUAGGGCUUCACGAUGAUAUCAUCUCCAAGGCUUUUCAGGGAAGAACCGGGAGAGCCUUCCUCUUCUCCCACGCAAUGAACAUCGUGUUAGGCGCUAAAGAAGACCGGAAUCUCCUAACGGGUCUCCACACUGUGGCUGACAUAUCUUGUGCUGACUGCAAUGAACCCUUGGGCUGGAAGUACGAGAGAGCCUACGAGGCCUCGCAAAAGUACAAGGAGGGCAAGUUCAUUUUCGAAAAAGCUAAGAUUGUCAAGGAGGAGGAUUGGUAGUGAAAGAAUAAUUUGGCUACGUCAGAUUCCAGUCUUUAUGGAUUUCACAAUGGCAUCAUCCAUUUCUCAGUUCAUUGUCUCUCUCUCUCUCUGUGUGUUGUUAAUCAUGUCAGUCUCUUGUGUUUAAAUAAAUGAAAAGCUGACAUAUUAUUGUA